AUGGCUGCUGGUAAUGGUAAUGGGGGUUUCUUUUCAAACUUACCUAUUCUUGAUGGAAAUAAUUAUGAUCAUUGGGUCAUAAGAAUGGAGGCCAUUCUUGGUUAUCAAGAAUUGUGGGAGGUUGUCACGGAGGGUGCUAAGGAGAAGGACGAAGCCGCAAACAAGAAGAAAGAUUGCAAGGCUCGAUGUCUCUUGCAUCAAUGCGUAGAUCCAGUGAAUUUUGAAAAGAUUGCCAAGGCCAAGACAGCAAAAGAAGGUUGGGAAAUCCUACAGAGGGCUCACGGUGGUGCUGAAAAAAUCAAGAAAAUUAAGAGCUGUGGGGAGGCUAUCACAGAGAUCAGUGUGGUGGAAAAGAGUGGCAGAGAUUUGAAGACUUCGUCAAUAGAGGAGUUGCAGGCCACAUUAGAAGCACAUGAGAUGAAGCGUUCAGUAAGAAGUUCAGAGAAAAAGGGUGAAGAACAGGCUUUAAAAGCCCAGAUCAGCAAGAACAAAGGUUUUGGCAGGGGCAAAUGGAAAAGUAAUAGAGGUGGUGGCAGAUUUGGUAGAGGUGCUCAUUCCUCAGUCCAAGAAUCAGGUUCUGGUGAGCAAUCAGAACAGAAAGUGCAGGGUGGACGUGGAUCUUGGAGUAACAGAGGAAAAGGAGGAAGAAAGAAUGUUGACAUGAAAACAAUUCAGUGUUAUAAUUGUGAAAAAUGGGGCCAUUAUGCAGCAGAUUGUUGGCAUGGAAGAGGGAAGCAGAAAUAG
Messenger RNA from Vigna unguiculata (cowpea), 744 nucleotides. RefSeq lists its product as uncharacterized. The record is from RefSeq and is a predicted model, not a curated record. NCBI's taxonomy places the organism in Eukaryota, Viridiplantae, Streptophyta, Magnoliopsida, Fabales, Fabaceae. Gene Ontology annotation, molecular function: zinc ion binding; nucleic acid binding.